Messenger RNA from Wallemia ichthyophaga EXF-994, 684 nucleotides. RefSeq lists its product as uncharacterized. Bases 1 to 684 code for a protein of 227 amino acids. The record is from RefSeq and is a predicted model, not a curated record. The transcript has 2 exons. Lineage: Eukaryota; Fungi; Basidiomycota; Wallemiomycetes; Wallemiales; Wallemiaceae.
AUGGGUUUUAGAAGAACUGCAAGCUUUCAAAUACUACUCAUCACUCUAAUAGCAUUGUUAUCCGCUCUGACCAGCGCCAGCACUGGCACCGACACUGGCACCGGCACCAGCACUAAGAAAUGGCCAGACCUAUCGAUCUCACCACAAGGACAACACUUGUCGCGUCUCGACGACACACCUUUUUUCUGGCAAGCUGACACUGCAUGGGAGCUAGCAGCGCGUCAGAACGCCACAGAUGUCGACGCCUACCUCUCCAACCGAGCAAGUAAAGGGUUCAACGUGGUACAAAUAGUAGCUGUGGCAGAUUUGAAUGAAACGACGCACCCCAACUACUACGGUCGUCUCCACUGCAUGACGCUGACCCCACGCGUCCCGUCGAAGACUACUUCCGCUACCUGGACUGGGUGGUUGAGCGUGCGGCUGACUAUGGUAGGCAUCCUCGUCGCUCUCGUGCCUACGUGGGGUCGCUGGGUGAAUUGCGGGUGGAGAGGCCGACCGGUGAUAUUCGACGUGGAGAAUGCGUGCGUGUUCGUUGAGUACAUAGGCGCGCGCUAUGCAGGACUUGCCAAGAAAGUGGGUGCGGACAGCAAUGCUGACUGGGCCUGCUCUAUUCCAGCAGUACAGGCGGAGUACCAGGAGAACCGCAGCGAGGACCCCUUCGCAAUGCUGCCUCCGCUCACAUAA